Messenger RNA from Tuber aestivum (summer truffle), 2413 nucleotides. NCBI's taxonomy places the organism in Eukaryota, Fungi, Ascomycota, Pezizomycetes, Pezizales, Tuberaceae. The record is from the annotation of a GenBank genome assembly.
GCCUCCCCUAAUAAUUCUGCAAUCAUGAGCGGCAGUGAGCACCACCCCUUCUGUGCAAGAUUUGUUUCUUGAGCCUUCCCUUGCCUAAGCGACAAUAGGAAUAGUGCUAUCCAUAGAAGCUUGACUGACGAGACAUGUUUUUUUCACAGUACGCUUUCUCGAUCUGAUCAAGCCGUUCGUGCCAAUCCUCCCAGAGGUGGCGAGCCCCGAACGCAAAACACCGUUUAGGCAGCGAAUGAUGUGGACUGGGGUGAAUUCUCUUUUUCCAUCGCCUGGGCUUGGCCGAUUGGAGGGCGAGGAGGCAGUAGUUAACUUUUUUCCUUUGAGUAGUUGACGUUGCUGAUUUUCUUGGUCAUGAGCCAAAUGCCGUAAGUUUUUUCCUUGGAUUUACGACACGUACGUUUUAUAGGGCUGAUGGGCCCUCGAUUUGGCCAGACUGUACGGAAUUGUGUCCUCGGAUACAUCCGAUCCUUUGUACUGGCUCAGAAUGAUGUUGGCCAGUAAUCGUGGUACUUUGAUGGAGCUGGGAAUAUCUCCCAUUAUAUCCUCUGGCAUGGUUUUCCAACUUCUCGCUGGUACUCACUUGAUUGAUGUUAACCUCGAUCUUAAAUCUGAUCGCGAGCUCUACCAAACUGCUCAAAAAUGUUCGUACCUACGCCUGGCGUUGCUUUUGCGCAUUUGGCUUCUAACAUUUGCCUUCAGUGUUCGCCAUUAUCCUCUCUCUUGGACAGGCCACGGUUUACGUUUUGACUGGUCUCUACGGACAGCCCAGUGACCUUGGCGCCGGUGUUUGCCUCCUUCUUGUUCUUCAACUUGUUGUCGCCGGUCUCAUUGUUAUCCUCCUUGACGAGCUUCUCCAGAAAGGUUAUGGGUUGGGAUCUGGAAUCUCGCUUUUCAUUGCUACCAAUAUCUGCGAAAGCAUCAUCUGGAAGGCAUUCUCCCCCACCACUGUGAACACUGGCCGCGGUCCCGAAUUCGAAGGAGCCGUUAUUGCCUUGUUCCAUCUCCUCUUGACCUGGGAUAACAAGCAGCGUGCUCUCCGCGAAGCUUUCUACAGACAGAGUCUUCCCAAUGUCAUGAACCUUUUGGCCACUCUUGUCAUCUUCGCCUCGGUCAUCUACCUUCAGGGUUUCCGUGUCGAGAUCCCCGUCAAAUCUAGCCGCUAUCGUGGAACUAGGGGUACCUAUCCGGUUCGCCUCUUCUACACCAGCAACAUGCCCAUCAUGUUGCAGUCUGCGCUGAGCUCCAACGUUUUCCUCGUCUCCCAGAUGUUGUACAAUCGUCUCCCGGAUAACUUCUUGGUUCGCCUCCUCGGUGUUUGGGAGCCAAAGGAGGGUUCUGCUCAGCUCUACGCUGUCUCUGGCAUUUCAUACUAUAUGUCCCCUCCUCUUAACUUCACCGAUGCCCUCCUGGAUCCUUUACACACCGCAUUCUACAUCCUCUUUAUGCUCACUGCCUGCGCCAUGUUCUCCAAGACCUGGAUCGAGGUUUCUGGCUCCAGCCCCCGGGAUGUUGCUAAGCAGCUCAAGGAACAAGGUCUCGUUAUGGCUGGCCACCGCGAACAGAGUAUGUACAAGGAAUUGAAGAGGGUUAUCCCAGUUGCCGCUGCUUUCGGUGGCGCUUGCAUUGGUGCUUUGUCUGUUGCCUCUGAUCUCUUGGGAGCUCUUGGAUCUGGAACUGGUAUUCUUUUGGCUGUUACGUACGUGAUUGUCAUACCACCUCUUUGCGUCAUGUUAAGAUUGCUAACUAGGCCUUUUACAGCAUCAUCUAUGGAUACUUCGAAAUUGCUGCUAAAGAAGGUGACAUGUCUGGCCUUGGGCAGUUCAUUUCAUAGAAAAGGUAAUUUGAUUUACUUUUCGGGAUUUUUAUAACCAAAAAGUUGUCUCCCUUGUUUUCUUUUUUUUCUUUUUUCUCUCUUCAUCACGCUUCUUGUAUAAGAUAUCUGCUCUAGAUCUGCCAUUUUACGGGGGUUCUGGGAUGGCGGGAGGAUGGGGAUGGUGGCAAAUAUCUACAAGUCUCAGAAUACGAGUUUUUUUUUGCAUUGUAACGACGAGUUAUGGGUGUGAUGGGUAAAAUAGAUUCCAAACAAACCCUCGGACGAGCUGUAGUAUUCUUGCAGAUUGCAAUGUAGAUUUUGCUGCAGUUAUGGACUGGUGUAUUGGUGCUGGGCUGCCGUUUUGUUAAUUGGUUGUGCUUUAAUUCGUGGUUAUGCUCAUGGAUUACCAUUACCUGCAGCCUCUUAGAUGACGAGUGAUAAGCGUGAAAAAGUCGCGAGUGAUAGGUGGUGGAGAAGUUAGCACACCCUUUUUGUGCAAACUGCUCUCGAUAAGCGACAAGCUGACUGCCAUAAAUGAAAGGUUUCCGAGGCAAUGGUGAAAGCCCAGAGCGGUGAUUAGAGAGAGGAAUGACUUCU